AUGCGCCCUCCUGCUCGCGAGCUGCGCGCCCCUGGGCCGCAAGCCCGCCAUCUUCACGACGAGCUGCCACCUGGCGUACACGGCCGCGACGGCCCUGACGGCGCUCGUCCUCGCAGCGUCCGCGACGGUACCCGCGCACGACGCCAACGUCUUCGCCUUCGCGCUGGCCCUGCAGCACGGCGUGCUCGGGUCCGUGCUCUUCCUGCUCGUCGGUACUUUGUUCUGGCUGGGGCGCUUAGCCGUCUGGGCGACGAGGCGGUCGUGCCGGCUGCUUGCGACGCUGUGACGGGCGUCUGUGCGAACCCCUGCGAGGGGAAUCUGGGGCUGGUGUCGAAGUACAACCAAGGGGAGAGCACGCCGCCUCUGCUUCCCGUACUCUGGCACUGGGAUGCUGCGUCGACGGCGGCGGCGGCAGGCGUGGCCGGGAAUGAGUGGAUCGGCAAAGCGCCCACGAUGCAUGGGGCUCAGUACGACAACUUGCUCCGGAUGCUAUGGUGGUCGUACGUCCUGACCGGCCCCAUGUACCAGUGCGCGCGGGUGCUCGCCAACUCCUCGCCGAGGGAGACACGGAACUACCUCUUCCGGCGGCUUCUGCAGGACUACCACCCGAGAGCGCAGGGGCAGUCCAGGAGGAAGCGGCUUGCCAUCAUCGCGCUGGUCUGGGUGCGGUACAGGCUGCUGCUGCUGCGCGCCAUGUCCAUGGAGGCGCGCCUCCUGUACGUCCUCGCCUACUGGCCGGCCAGGGGCGCGGCGCGUCUGUACGCCUACUGCGCGGGCGACGACAAACCCCCCGCGUUCGCGCAGCUGGUGGUCCUCAGGGAGAGCCAGUCGGCGAGGCGGGGCAGGCUGGCCAAGUACGCGGCUGCGGCGUGGUACUUCUUCUCGCUCGCUUUCUACGCCUUGCUCCCGGCCUGCGCGCUCUGCCUCACGAUUGGGUCCGAGCUCGGCGUUCGCGGCUGGGUCCCGCAGUCUGCAGAUCUCCACGACGUCAGCCAGUGGAUAGCUUGGGCCCUUGUUGGCGGCGCGGCCGCGGGAUACGCCGUGUGGUACAUGCUCUUUGAGUAUCUGCCGAAGCUGGGACUGCGAACGAGGCGGUGGGAGCCAAUCGGCGAAAGGGAGAGGAUCUACAUCACGGACCCGUCAUCAGAGGCCGAGGAGCCCGACAAGAUCGCGCUCAUGGAGAAGAACAUGGAGUACAACGACCUCGGCUGGCGCAAGUACAUCCUGGCGCGCAUCAUGGUGGAAUGGUACGACUUCAGAUACUGGUGGAGGGACCCGGUGCAGGCGUCCGCCGCCGGCGCCGGCGCCGCGGAGGGCAGGGCAAAGAAGAGCGAUGACCCGUGGGACUGGGACGAGACCUACCGGAGGGGAGGCGGCGCCGGCGAGAUCGACAACUGGACGGCUUUCCCGGCCGAACUGGCCUCCCGGCCGGUGCCUUCGUCGCCGGGCCGGCACCACAUCCAGGCUGCGCCCGCGCCGAGACCGAUAGUCGAGUAUAGCUACGACGACGAGGCGGAGACGCAGAGGCUGCUGCGUGAGCAGGAUGGGCGGCGAAGAAAAAGGGGAUGA
This is a messenger RNA of Thyridium curvatum, 1569 nucleotides long. RefSeq lists its product as uncharacterized. The coding region runs from base 1 to 1569 and encodes 522 amino acids. The transcript is spliced from 2 exons. NCBI's taxonomy places the organism in Eukaryota, Fungi, Ascomycota, Sordariomycetes, Thyridiales, Thyridiaceae. The record is from RefSeq and is a predicted model, not a curated record.